AUGCCGGAUCAAGGACGUGUUGUGUGCCGAGUGCUAGUUGUGAUGGUCUCAUUGAAUUUUAGCGUGAUCGGGCUCCUCGCUGACACUGUCCAUAUUCGUGGUGCCGGCGCAUCCUUCCCUUAUGACGUUUACUCCUCUUGGAUCUCUGCUUACGUGGCGCACAGACAAACGCACGUUAAGCUCAACAUGACGUACGUGAGCACCGGCAGUGGAGAGGGUAAGGCACGCAUCAAGGGAGUGUCCGUCUCAGGGGAACCUGUGGACUACGCCGGAUCGGAUUCUGUGCUAUCGGAGCAAGACUAUCAUCAGUACCCUGACCUUCAAAUGUUCCCCGUCAUGGCAGGGCCUAUCGUUGUGGCCUUCAAUGUUCCUGGUCUGAAAUCCCUUGUUCUGGACACCAUUCAUUUAGCUGCCAUCUACAGCGGAGAAAUAACCAGGUGGAAUGAUAGUGUUUUACAACACCUUAACCCGGAAGUAGUUCUCCCCGCAGAACACAUCGUCGUGAUUGCCCGUUCGGAUAAGUCCGGAACCACGGAGACUUUCACAGCAGCACUCUCCGCGGUGUCUCGUUCAUGGAAAGAAAACUACGGCAGCUUUAGCAGCGGACUCGACAAAAACGACAUCCCCGUCCGAUGGAACGCAUCUGUCGUAACGUCAUUCGCGCGGACAAACAGAGGGAUGGCCGGGAUGUUACUCUCUCAGAAGUUCUCAGUCGGCUAUAUGUCAAUUGCCAGCGCAACUGAUGCCAAAUUACCGUUUGCAGCCCUGGUGAACUCCGCUGGAAACGCUGUUGUUGCGAGCAUUGAAACUGUGCAGAACGCCAUGAAUGACUUUGCCAAAACCAUAGACGCUCGCUUGACUGUUCCUUUGAUCAAUGCCCCUGGGAAGUUCUCCUAUCCAAUCGCAGCGACUACGUACUUCAUAAUAUACUUGCAGAGUAUGAAGGACUGUAGAGUAGCAGCGGAGUUGAUGCGCUACAUUGAGUGGUUUCUCCGUGACAAAAUGGCUAGAAAUCUGUGUGAAUCGUUGGGAAUGGUUCCUCUUCCAGAAGAAAUGGUAGGUAUGAUUGAAGAACGCGCAUUAAGGAAAAUGACAUGUGAUGGAAAGAAUGUGUAUAAUAUGAUGUUAGAACAGCGCAGAGAAGAAUCAUCGGAACCAGAUCUGUUGACAACACCCAUUAUAAUUGUCAGUGUUGCCUUAGGCGUGGGUCUUUUUAUCUGGCUACUUAACUUUUUGCGACCCUACUUGAGGCGGCGUCUGGCUCUGAUUCGAAACGAGUGGAAAAUUGACUCAGAAAGCAUUGCCCUCCAUUCGGAUGGGUCGAGAUUUGGUUCUGCAAGCUCACGACGCAGACGGUCGCAGUCGGCCUCCCUGUCAUUCAGUAUGAACUCUUCAGUAAACAAUAUUACCUCUGGGCUGUACGGCAAGUGGAAUGGUCAUCGUGUUGUCUUAAAGCAUAGCUGUAUACCCUCUAUAGAAUCGGUGAGUAACGUCAAACUCCGUAGAUACCUAUUAUGGAUACGAGAUGUGGUAAAGCAUGAAAAUGUCACAAAGUUUUACGGAAUGACGUCUCUGGAAUUUACCUCUUAUUUGGUGAUAGAAAUGUGUCCCAAAGGAAGUUUAAGAGACUUUUUAGGUGACAGUAGAUUUAACUUGGAUGAAAAUUUUAAAUACUCCAUGGCACUGAAAGUGGCUCGAGGCAUGAGCUACCUCCACAGCAUUGGGAUCUUACAUGGUUAUUUGAAAGCUGCGAACUGUUACAUUGACGAAAAAUGGACAUUGAAAAUUUCAGUUUGGGAAAAGCAGACUUUAACCAGCAUGAUACAAGGCAGUUGGCUUGACGUGAAGGAGGAAAAUGCCUGGACCCGUGCGGCGUACUGGCAUGCCCCCGAGCUUUUGGCGACGCAGUCAGGUGGGAAACUGACUAAAGCUACAGACGUGUACAGUUUUAGUGUUGUUCUUCAAGAGAUUUUUACCUGUAACGACCCAUAUGUUGAGCUGAAAGAUGAUAUGACGCCGGAGGGUGUGGUAGAAGCAAUCAUGACCUCGGCUCUGAGGCCUGUGUUUACCCCUGAUACCCCCGCUCCCGUCAGGGAUAUCAUGAACAAAGCAUGGUCUAUGGACAUCAAGGAAAGACCCUCCUUCCUUCAGCUUGAAAAAAUGAUAAACGAGGCGAACCCUCACCGUGAGACAGUAGUAGAUAGCAUGCUUACAAAUCUGGAAAAGUGUCUGGCGGAGGUGGAGCAGCGCCUCGAGGACAAAACCUCUGAACUAGAAGCCUCGAUGAAGCGCACAGAAUCCAUGCUGAGGAAGGCCAUGCCUUCGUCCGUGGUUUCCAGUUUGCUAAACGGUCACGCUCUGAGUCCAGCGGACAUGAACAGCGUCUCCGUCCUCGUGCUCACCGUGUCCGGGAUCUGCAGAAUGGUCAGCAAACUUCCGGCCGCUCAAGCCGCGAAUCACGUCAGCAAAGUCUGCCACGAACUGGACAAUGUCGCCGAAAGCUACUCCGGCAUGUUGAAGCUGGAGUCUCUACCUGAUGUUCACAUAGUGGUGUCUGGCUUACCCGACCAACCACGUGAACACGCCGUGAUUGUCGCCUCUGUGGCGUUUGAGUUUCAGAGAGCCGUCAAACGUGUGCAAAGUCAACUGACUUCAUUUGAAGGGGUCGGACUCCGAAUAGGAAUACAUUCUGGGGCCACCGUCGCGACUGUUAUAGGGAAAUUCUCCCCGAAAUAUUGUGUCCUUGGAGAGACAGUAAAUCUGGCAUGGAAGUUGUCCUACUUAUGUAAACUUUGGAAGGUGCUAGUGUCUGAGGAAGUGUGCAAUCAGCUUGUAAACGUGAAUAAAUACUCACGAACUGCGGCGGGCUCCCUGAAAGAGGGAUCGCGAACACUCCGUACGUACUGGCUGGAAGAAAAGACGUUUUAG
Messenger RNA from Liolophura sinensis, 2928 nucleotides. Its product is annotated as atrial natriuretic peptide receptor 2-like. The record is from RefSeq and is a predicted model, not a curated record. NCBI's taxonomy places the organism in Eukaryota, Metazoa, Mollusca, Polyplacophora, Chitonida, Chitonidae. Gene Ontology annotation, molecular function: ATP binding; phosphate ion binding; protein kinase activity. Gene Ontology annotation, biological process: intracellular signal transduction; phosphate ion transmembrane transport; protein phosphorylation. The transcript is spliced from 3 exons. Bases 1 to 2928 code for a protein of 975 amino acids. Gene Ontology annotation, cellular component: ATP-binding cassette (ABC) transporter complex.